AAAUUUUACUACGAAAUUGCAUCGUUGUCUCGUUUGCUCGUUCGGCUUUUAUCUCCACCACCACUGUGAUAUAAAGAAAGUUGAAAAAUCACCGCGGCCAUUUGAUUUCCGUCUUUCCCAGGAUCUGAAGCUUCCCUGCUACUCAAAGAUUUCGCAGAUCCGUCAUGGAUUUCAUGAAGGUUUUCGAUCAAACUGUCCGUGAAAUAAAGAGGGAGGUGAAUUUGAAGGUCCUGAAGGUUCCGGAAAUCGAACAGAAGGUGCUGGAUGCAACAGAUGAUGAGCCAUGGGGUCCUCAUGGAUCUGCAUUGGCAGAAAUAGCACAAGCUACAAAGAAAUUUUCUGAAACUCAGAUGGUUAUGAAUGUUCUCUGGACGAGAUUGAGUGAAACUGGUAAGAACUGGCGUCUUGUCUAUAAGGCUUUGGCUGUUAUAGAGUAUUUGGUGGCAAAUGGAUCUGAACGUGCUGUGGAUGACAUUAUCGAACAUACUUUCCAGAUAUCUUCACUUUCAAGUUUUGAAUAUGCUGAGCCAAGUGGAAAGGACUUGGGGAUAAAUGUCAGGAAGAAGGCUGAAAAUAUUGUAGCCCUUUUGAAUGAUAAAGAUAAAAUACAAGAAGUGAGAAACAAAGCAGCUACCAAUCGUGAAAAGUACUUUGGACUUUCAUCUACUGGAAUUACUUACAAGUCAGGUUCGGCCUCGUACGGUAGCAGUAGCUAUUAUAACAGUGAUAGUUAUAAAGGUCAGAGUAGCUUUAGAGGUGAUAGAUUUCGGGAUAGGAGCAGUGACAAGGAUUAUGGCAAGGGUUCUGCACAAAACAACAGCAAGGAUGAAGGUAAAACAUCAUUUGGUGCGUCAAAGUCAUCAAAGAAGUCAAAUGACUCUGCAAAUCAGGGUGCCUCCUUCCGUUCUAGUACCGUCACAAAUAAUUCUGAUGAAGAUUUUGAUGAUUUUGAUCCUCGUGGGACUUCCACCACCACAAAAGCUGCUGUACCAAGCCCCAAUGGGGUGGAUCUUUUUGGAGACAGUUUAAUUGGAGAUCUCAUGGAUGCUCCAACACUUGUUUCUUCUGAAAAGCAUGACAUUGAUUCACCAGAGGUUGAUCUGUUUGCAGAUGCUACUUUUAUAUCAGCUUCACCCCAAAUGGAAAAGGAACCUAAUUCUCAAUUAAAGACUGAGGUUAAUCUAUUUGCCUCACAGCCUGCUUCAGUUUCUGCAACAGUUGACUUUUUUGCCUCUCCGGAGCCGGUUGUGCAAGCAGGAACAAACUUUGCCAGUGCAGCAAGAGACAGUAAAGCUUCACAACCUGCUUCCGUUUCUGCAACAGCUGACUUUUUUGCUUCUCCGGAGCCAAUUGUGCAGACAGAAACCAACUUUGCCAGUGCAGCAAGAGACAGUAAAGCUUCACAACCUGCUUCAGUUUCUGCAACAGUGGAUUUUUUUGCCUCUCCUGAGCCGGUUAUGCAAACAGAAACCAACUUUGUUAGUGCGGCAAGAGACAGUAAAGAUGUGGAUCCAUUUGCUGCUCUUCCUCUUGAAUCUUUUGAUGGAUCAGAUUUUUUCGGUGCAACCUCUUCCCAGUCUGAACCAGUGUCAUCAGAACCUCCCCAAAAUCCUAUAGGUGGUCCAUCUAACAAUUUAGACGGAAAAUCUAUCAACAGUUCAACAGCUCCAGCCAAGAAGAAUACUUUCCAGGUCAAAUCUGGGAUUUGGGCAGAUUCAUUAAGUCGAGGAUUGAUUGAUCUUAAUAUCUCUGCUCCCAAGAAGGUCUCCCUGGUCGAUGUCGGAGUCGUGGGUGGACUGAGCGAUCUCUCAGACGAGAGGGAGAAAGGACCAGCACCUACUUAUCAUAUGGGACGAGCAAUGGGUGCAGGAUCUGGGCUCGGUAGGACGGGAUCGCAGGCGAUUGGAGACGAUUUCUUUUCACAACUUUCAGGGCAACAAUACCAGUUUGGCGCUUUCCAGGAGUAAAUUUGCACCUUCACUCGUACCCCCUUUUUUUUUCUUUUUUGUCCUGUUAAUCUGCAAAGAGUGUGUGGGGAAAAAAACCUUGAGCUUUUGAUGCGAGUGGCUUUUGCAUAUACGCCACAUAUCAUUUGAUUCAAAAAAAAAGAAAGAAAAAAGAAAAAACCUUAAAAGAAUAUACCAUAGGUCGCUGCAUUUCUUGUGGUUUUAAAUCUUAAUGUGAUCGAAAGAAUAGUGCUCCCUUUUGUUUCAUGUACUGCCAAAUUAAAAGACUUGAGAGCAAUUUAGCUCGAUAAAAAUGGACAGAAAGUGGUCGCAAUUACAUUAUCUUUUAAUUAUGUAUAAUAUUUAGGUGUUUAUCAUCA
Momordica charantia (bitter melon) is the source of this 2326-nucleotide messenger RNA. Its product is annotated as ENTH/VHS family protein. Gene Ontology annotation, molecular function: phospholipid binding; clathrin binding. Gene Ontology annotation, biological process: endocytosis. The record is from RefSeq and is a predicted model, not a curated record. Lineage: Eukaryota; Viridiplantae; Streptophyta; Magnoliopsida; Cucurbitales; Cucurbitaceae. Gene Ontology annotation, cellular component: clathrin vesicle coat; endosome; plasma membrane.